Theobroma cacao (cacao) is the source of this 2116-nucleotide messenger RNA. Lineage: Eukaryota; Viridiplantae; Streptophyta; Magnoliopsida; Malvales; Malvaceae. The record is from RefSeq and is a predicted model, not a curated record.
CUACUUUUCAAGAGAAUGACCCCCUCCCGUCUCUCCUCUUACGUCUCUCCAUUUCUCUGUCUCUGGCCCUCUUCAAUUUUUGGGUAAAAAGCAAUGAAUUGAAACGUGUUCCAGGCUUCCAGCUUCAACUUCAGCUUCACUCCUCCAACCCCAUAAAAACCAAAGCCAAACCCAAGAGAAAAAUAGCUGAAGAAAGAAGAAGGAUUUCUUCAUUCAUUGAAUUCCCAGAAAACCAGAGAUGAAACAGUUACACAAGCAAUCAAGCGUGAACCAUAGGCGAGAUGAGGAGAUCCCAUCAAACCAAACACCUCCUUACUCACCGAAAUCCUUAAAACAACCCAGAUCUCUCCCUAGAUCCAUUAACUAUCUCUUCAAAGAACAACGACUUCUUUUUAUCCUCGUCGGCAUUUUAAUUGGCUCCACUUUUUUCAUCCUCCAGCCCACUCUCUCCCGUUUAGGCCCAACCGAGGUCCGUUCCUCAAUCCCCAGAUCUUUUUCCACCGACACCAACACCACCACCACGACUGCCACCAUUUCCCACACCCAGGACGCCUCCGGUUCCUAUUCCGCCGAUUCCAACAAGCCCUUUCAUGGCAAGGUAGGGCGUGUCCCUGUUGGGAUCGGACGGCGGAGAAUGAGGAUCGUGGUCACGGGCGGGGCUGGGUUCGUUGGGAGUCAUCUUGUCGAUAAGCUAAUUGGAAGAGGCGAUGAAGUGAUUGUUAUUGAUAAUUUCUUCACUGGGAGGAAAGAGAAUGUGGUUCAUCUUUUUGGUAAUCCGAGGUUCGAACUCAUUCGACACGACGUCGUUGAGCCUAUUCUCUUAGAAGUGGAUCAGAUCUAUCACUUAGCUUGCCCUGCUUCUCCGGUUCAUUAUAAAUAUAAUCCCGUUAAAACCAUCAAGACAAAUGUGAUGGGUACUCUUAAUAUGUUGGGGCUUGCAAAGAGAGUGGGGGCGAGGUUUUUGCUGACAAGCACGAGUGAGGUUUAUGGUGAUCCGCUUCAGCAUCCUCAGAAAGAGACCUACUGGGGAAAUGUCAAUCCAAUUGGCGAGAGGAGUUGCUAUGAUGAAGGAAAAAGGACGGCUGAAACCUUAACUAUGGAUUAUCAUCGAGGUGCAGGUGUUGAGGUUCGAAUUGCUCGCAUUUUCAAUACUUAUGGGCCUCGUAUGUGCUUGGAUGAUGGACGUGUUGUUAGCAAUUUUGUUGCUCAGGCCAUCCGUAAGCAACCAAUGACUGUUUAUGGUGAUGGGAAACAAACACGAAGCUUCCAAUAUGUUUCAGAUUUGGUGGAUGGACUUGUUGCUUUAAUGGAAGGUGAGCAUGUAGGGCCUUUCAAUCUGGGCAACCCAGGAGAGUUCACUAUGCUUGAAUUGGCGGAGGUUGUCAAAGAAACGAUUGAUCCAAGUGCAACGAUAGAAUAUAAACCAAAUACUGCAGAUGAUCCACAUAUGAGGAAACCUGACAUCAGCAAAGCCAAGGAGUUGCUCAACUGGGAGCCAAAAAUCUCCCUAAGAGAGGGGUUGCCUCUUAUGGUCAGUGAUUUCCGGAAUCGCAUUUUGAACGAAGAUGAAGGAAAGGGAGCUUAGAUGAACAAGGAAACAAAAUAUAGCGAAACAAAGUAUGUAUAGUGUGAAGAGUAUCUGUAUGUUGUCAAGGCAUUUUCUUAUUAUCAUCCUUACUCUGCAUUACCAGGAAAUUUAGCAGUUCAACCCCCUUUAUCGGAGGAUCUGUUGUUCCUUCUAUAAUAAUCAGUUCUAAUUGUUCACAUCUGCACUGUGCAUUUGUUUGCACAGAGUCAAGUUUUGGCUGCUUUUUAAAGUUCCCUUGCCCUCAAUGGACACAUCAGGGUGGAUACUAGUAUCAUCUUUUGGGAGCUAUCAUUAAGGUGAAUAGGAGCAAUUCGCUUAGAUCAUGUAGGUGGUUGUCUUUUUAGUCCUGGCCCUUGGGGGCUUUACUGGUUCAGGAGAAGUUGAAUGUUUAUCUUGGUGGGCAUGACUUGAUUGUUUAAAGGCGUUUAUGCCUUUCAAAGGCUUCACGUGGGCUUUGAUUGGAUUUAGCGCAUUUGUAAGUUAUUCUUUCUUCUAAGCUCUGGCAAUAAAAUUUGCUUUAUUUUUCCA